This is a messenger RNA of Emiliania huxleyi CCMP1516, 1546 nucleotides long. RefSeq lists its product as hypothetical. The coding region runs from base 522 to 1238 and encodes 238 amino acids. The transcript has a single exon. The record is from RefSeq and is a predicted model, not a curated record. Lineage: Eukaryota; Haptophyta; Isochrysidales; Noelaerhabdaceae.
CCUGCCGCGUCCGUGCCUCGGUCUUGCCAUGAUGUCGCUCGCUCAGCCCGCGCGCGCGCAAACGGUGCGUCGCACCCCCCAUGUCCCACAGAUGGGGAUAGUGAGCGCCGGUGACGCUCCCACAGGCGGCAGCCGCGGCAGCCGCACUGCCCCUCCAGCAGAAUGCAUCAGUCGAGCUCCCGCCCACGCUCGCACCACCGCUCGCCGUGCGCCGCUCGACGCGCCCAAAGCUGGCAGUGCGACGUGACAACGUCAGUGCUGCACUGGUACCUGUUCUCAAGCGGCUCAACGAACUGCUACGCCACCACUACGCUGCGCCCUUUGCGACGCCGGUCGACCCAAGCAUCUUCCCCUCCUACUAUCACGGGCCGCGCGCAGUCGAGGACCCGGUCGACCUCGGCACCAUCAAGAAGAAUGUCGAGGCGGGCAAAUACACCAGCGAAGUUCACGUGAAGACGGACGUGGACCGUGUGUGGGCAAACUGCCGCCAGUACAAUGGCCGAGAGUCCGAGCUUGCGCGGAUGGCGGAGAAGCUCGAGGAGGUCUUUGACGAGAAGAUGGCCACCAUCCCACAGGAGGUGGAGGCGGCGGAGGCGGCGGCGCGCCGAAAGGACGACCAGCGCAAGGCCCGGCGCGAGCACGCCCUGAGCAUGAAGAUGCAGGACCUGCAGCGGCAGAUGGCAGAGAUGAAGCAGCUGCUCGAGAUGCAGCGGCAGUGCAUCGUCGAGCCUUCGCCUGCCGCGCCCCCCACCGCCGCCGCGCUCCCCGCCGGCGCGCUACCCGCCGCCGGCAAUAAACGCCCAAGGGGUGCGACGCCGCCGAUCGACCUGUCACACGACAUGACGCACGAGGAGAAGGCGCGGCUGACGGCGGCCAUCCAGAAGCUGAGCAGCGACAGGCUGCCCGGGGUGGUUGCCAUCAUCCGGGAGAGCACGCCCUCGCUCGGCAACGGGACGGACGAGAUCGAGGUGGACUUCAACGCUCUCGACCGCAAGACGCUGUGGGAGCUGCACCGCUUCGUCAACGCCCGCCACAAGAAGAGGCCAUCCAAGAAGCAGGCGCACCACACUACCGUCUCGCGCAUGGCUGCCGUGGAGCUGGCAAAGGCGCAGACCGAGGAGCGCAUCGCGUACCUGCAGCAGUCGCUUCAGAGCAAGCGCGGCGGUGGCACGGACGACUUUGGCGGCAACGAUUUCGGCUCCGAGUCCGACGUGGACGCGCUUUCCGACUCGGACUGAUAUACCGUCGAGGGCCAGCAGGCAGCAGCGGCCCACCCUGCAUGACCCCGUGGCUCAUACACCGCCAGGGCCAGAGGAGCGACGCCACAAGGAUAACUGCCUCCACGUAAUAGUGUGUGCAGCAUUGCCCAGGCGGCCUACGGCAGGCGCGUCGCGCUCGGUGGUUAUAGCCCGCAUGCACACUUAGUUAUUAAGCUUGCUCGAUGGUCACCGGUUCUCGGUCGUUUGAAACGUUUCCUGUCAAGUGAGAAGUGUCGUGUUGGUGCGAUUUUUUUCCUAUUUUUUUCCAACUCCGGUCACCGAGUCUG